CAGGUUUGGGCUAUAAAUACAGGUUUGGGGAUGCGUCGUCUCGUCGGAUCGUAAGAACUGUUUUUGCAAAACAUUUUUGGUUUCUGAAAUUUUGUUUUUCUUGUUGUGAGAAAGAGAGAGAGAAAGAGAUCAAUGGCUUCAGAAGAGGGACAGGUUAUCAGCUGCCACACCGUCGAUCAGUGGACCGAUCUGCUCCAGAAGGGCAAUGAAUCCAAAAAAUUGGUGGUGGUGGAUUUCACUGCUUCAUGGUGUGGACCUUGCCGUUUCAUUGCUCCAAUUCUGACAGAGAUGGCCAAGAAAAUGACUGACGUCAUAUUUGUCAAGGUGGAUGUUGAUGAACUCAAGUCUGUUGCUGAGGAUUGGGCCGUGGAGGCAAUGCCUACUUUUGUGUUCAUAAAAGAAGGAAAUAUCGUUGACAGGGUUGUGGGCGCGAAGAAAGACGAGCUGCAGAGUACAAUUGCAAAGCACGCCGCUAAGCACGCCGCUGCCCCUGUUGCUGUUACUGCUACUGCUUGAGUUGUGUUUAUGUUUGAGGAGAUGUGAAGCUUGGUACCUUGUCAUAGUUGUUUUGUGCAAGUAUUUAUGAAACUAUGAAGUUUUAGUAGGCCCUCUAAUGGUUGAAUGCAUGUACUUAUCUCUUACUGGAUCUAUGUUGAAGGAAAUAAAUCUAUGAAUCUUGGUACCUUCUAGGA
Molecule: messenger RNA, 692 nt
Organism: Camellia sinensis
Lineage: Eukaryota; Viridiplantae; Streptophyta; Magnoliopsida; Ericales; Theaceae
Product: thioredoxin H1
Source: RefSeq, a predicted model, not a curated record